CGCUCUACUUUCCCCUAUAUAUACCUCGGAUCCCCACCGUCACAACCAAGAAGCUGAUCUGAUUGAUUUGUUCUUUCCAGGAACAUAGAUCAACCAUCUAACGAAUCUGAUCAUUUAUUUACCAUCAUAUAGACAGGUUAGUGCGCAUGUCUCCUUUCUGUUUUUUUUUUCUCUGCUUCCUUCCUUUGCCUUUUGUCUUGGGUUCGAGUGUUUGUGUUUUUUUCACCUACUUGCGCACCCGGGGGCCCUCACCGAGAGCUGUGAAUCUCCCCCUCUUUUCCAACUCCGGCUUUCUCCUGGGUUCACCGAAAAGCAAAUUGACUGCGGCACCCACCCCCGAACCCUGCAUACUGCAUGCUUUACUCAGCGGGGGGAAGGGAAGGCGACACGGAUGGCGACUCCUUGAGGAACCCGUUGCGGGGCUGCUGAUUCGACGGCCCAAACGCCCAGACAUGCCAGAAAGGGCUGAGUCGCCGCGGGGCAACGAUGUGGUUCGAAGACCGUCUCACAGACUCUCAGACCCCGAGGCGGGGAGAACUCAGUUCCUGGUUGGACCGAGGCGGAGCGCUGGAAUCCGGCAGCGGCGAAAAAAGAAAAGAGCAGAACAGGGAGAGAGAGUGAGAGGCAACCGAAAAAGCAAUCUUCGACACGACGUUGCACGUCCUGGAGGCAUCCUGGAGGCAUCCUGGAGCCAUCCGGGAUCCACGAUCCAGCAGCGGUAGUGCCGCUGGCCACCGCCCAGACCGCAGCUCACCGCCCCUCAUUUCUUUGACUCUCGCUCUCCCUCUCGCGUCGCGCUUCUUCUCUGCUUCGGCGCCAAACCCCACUGGCUCUGGUUGCUCCAGUAAUCAAUCAAUCGCUCCAUCCGUGAUCGCUUUCUAUUCUCCAUCUCUCCACACCAGCUACGCUCUC
This is a messenger RNA of Aspergillus steynii IBT 23096, 912 nucleotides long. RefSeq lists its product as uncharacterized. The record is from RefSeq and is a predicted model, not a curated record. The transcript has a single exon. The coding region runs from base 147 to 722 and encodes 191 amino acids. NCBI's taxonomy places the organism in Eukaryota, Fungi, Ascomycota, Eurotiomycetes, Eurotiales, Aspergillaceae.